AUGAAGUUCGGAAAGUACCUCGCGUCGCGCCAGCUCGAGUUGCCCGAGUACGCCAGGCACUUCAUCAACUACAAGGCGCUUAAGAAACACAUCAAGGCCCUUGCGCGCAGCCACACGUAUGUGCACGACGAGGAAGAUAGUGAGUCCGUUGCGCACGCCUCGCUGCACGCGCUUGUCGCCCGCGACCUGUCGCCCGUGGCCUCGCCAGACCCUUCGCCCGAAGACCGUCUCAAGGCCAACAAGGCCUCCUUCUUCUUCAAGGUCGAGCGUGAGCUCGAAAAGGUCAACAUGUUCUACCUAGAAAAACAGUCCGACUUGAACAUUCGCUUGGACAUUCUCCUCACCAAGAAGGGCAAGAUCCUCCAGCUGCUCCGGCUUCCGCGGCGGUCGUCCGCGGUUACCGUGACCGCGGCCGCGGCGAGCGCGACACACUUAGCCUCCACGAAGAACACGCUCUCCAUCAACAUCCUCUACAAGAACUUCCAGAAGCUCCACCAGGACGUGCUCCGACUCGAGCAGUUUGUGGAGUUGAACGAAAUUGGAUUUACCAAGGCAUUGAAGAAGUGGGACAAACAGUCCAAGUCACACACCAAGGAGUUGUUCAUCUCCACGGCGGUCAACGUGCAGCCGGUGUUUCAUCGAUACGAAAUUAACGAGUUGAGCGAUACCGUGAGCGGGUGCCUUCUUGAACUCGAGGCGAUCAUGGACGGGGACCUCCCCAAGGGGGGCCCUGCUCUUGCCGUGGUUCUGGGACGGGCUGCUCGCCUCGCCGCUUCCUCUGGUCUUGCCGCUAGCCUGACGGGCUCGCCUCCGCCAGGCUCUCCCUCGAGUGACGGUUCCGAUACCGAUGACAAGGAGAUGGACGAUAUGUACAACGAAUUUGUCAACUUGUCGCUGCUCCCGCCAUCACCCGAAACGGAAUCUGUGCUUACCGAGUGGAUUCGUGCCACCAUCGCGCGUACUUAUGCGCGUGAAAAGAUCUCGCGCGUUUUCCUCCACGCGGUCGGCAACGCGACCAUUUCCGACGAGUUUCUCCAGCGUGCGCUUGCGAUUCUCGAGGAUUCACCGCUGUCGUACCUUGAUUUGAGUCUUACGGACGAAUUGACAGGUGAGACGUGUCUCCACGCGGCGUGCAAGCUCGCCCAGGCGCGGCGGUUUGUCAUCCCGCUUGCGCUUGCCGCGGGCGUGCCGAUCGGAAUGCAGGAUGGGAACGGGCGCACGUGUCUUCACUAUGCGUCGGUGAACGGGCGGGACGAGGUGUUAAGGGAGCUUCUUGAGGCUACCGGCGAGGUGGAUGACUGCUCCGACGGCCAAACCGCCUACCGGGUGGACAUCCUCGACAACGAGUCCAUGUCACCGCUCCUCCUCGCGAUCCAGAACAACGCCCUUGCGUGCGUGCAGGUGCUCCUCGCGCACGGUGCCAACCCCUUCCCCCGCCUGGACGACUCGACGUUGCAGUACCUCCCGCUCAACUACGCGUGCCGCUUCGGCGACGCAGCCGUCGUCCACGCGCUCAUUGCGUGUGCGCCAGCUGUGCCACACCAGGCGGAUGUCGAGGGCCUCUAUCCGCUCCACGUGGCUGCGCGCUACGGUCAUGCGCACCUUAUCCUGCUUCUCGUGCAGGGGGUGGAUGAAUCCGGUAGCUUGCCACUCAAGGAUGACCUGAGCGAGGUCAACCGUCUUGACGGCCUCAACAAAUGGCCGCCCCUCUUCUAUGCCAUAACGAACAGCCACAGCGACACUGCCGAGCAGCUAAUUCUCCACGGCGCGCAUUGCGGUGAAGACAUGCUCGACGAUGAUGGGUUCCUGGCGCUGUACUACGCGGCGAUGGCCGGAGGUGCGCGCGAGCUCAACCUUCUCCUCAAAUACGGCGGGAUGCGCCGUCAAUCUGUGCCCACGCGAAAGGACUCACGCUCGCAGUCGCCGAUGGAUCUCAUUCCAGACUUCCAGCUCCCCCCACCAAUCAUCCCGUUGCGCCGCUACGGCCACAACUUUUUGGAUAAAAAGAUCUUUCUCCAGUUGCAGUUCUAUCCGAACCGCGAAAGCAUCGUGCUAUACAACUCCGUGCCCGGUGGUGCGAAGCUCGCAUCGUCCUUCGCGUCUGCGGAUACCGUGCACGCGAACUCACGCCACACGCUGCAUGCGAGUGCGCCUGUGAGCGCGGCGGGCGCGUACAAGCAGCCGCCUGGACGCAUCACGCUCUCGACCAACAUCCUGGAUGUGGUGCCGCGCAACAUUCUCCUCCCGAUCACUGACAGCACCAACACCGUUUCGUUCCAGAUCGAGGCGCGCGACUUGGCACAGUUCGCGGUGGACUUUGAGCUCUUUCCGACGUUCGGCACACGGCUCAUUGCCAAGGCCACGAGUAUGGUCAAUCUCUUUACGCGCGCGGGCAAGCUCCACGGAUAUAACGUGACGGUGCCGUUGUUUGACGUGAGGUUGCGGAAUGCGGGAGAGCUCAAGUUUGAUUAUCGGAUUGUGCAUCCGUACUCGGGCGUGCCGUUGGAGAUAUCGAAGUACGAGACGUAUUGGAAGAGUACCAAAAAGGACGAGAUCUUUACGCGCGAUAGCGCGGGGAAGGUGCGCGAAGGUUCCGCACGCGACACGGAUGGGCCCGCGCGUGACGCAGACGGACCCGUGCGCGACGCUAACGGAACUGCGCGCGACCUUGCAUCUCCCUCCAUGCUCUCCUUUGUCACCGCCUCUUCCCUUUCCGGCCAGUACCUCCGCAUCCGGCUCGUCAUGCUCAACGAUGGGACCCCUGUGGUCUGUCCCCACUGGCUGAUCCCCGUCGGCUCUAUCGACGUGCCCAUUGCGAACCUCACCCCCGCGGAGCUCGACCGAAUCACCUCCGACCUCUUUGACUACCCUAAGCUUAUGCUGGACCUCCAUGGCCGCAAUUUCAAUACGAAAUUACUCCAAAAAGUGCUCAAGAUCAUUUACCUUCCGUUCAAGGCGUUUUUACAGAUUGUCCCUCCAGAGGUGAAUCUUGAUAUCGAAGUCUACUACCCCACAGAUAUCGAGCUCCAGCAGUUGCCGUACCUGCUUAAUAGUGUGCGGAACUCCAACAAGUUCAUCGACGCGAUCUUGACCAAUAUCUUUACCCAUAUCCGCGCGCUCAAGGAGGCCGGCACGGUGGCCUCGCGUUCCAUCGUGUUUUCCUCGAGCAACCCAGAUAUUUGCACGAUUUUGAACUGGAAACAGCCGAACUACCCUGUGUUUUUCAGCAUGGGUGGUCUUCGUUUCGAGAGGGAGUUCUGUAACACCACGACGCACGGGUUCGCGCUCUGCGGUGCGAAGGAAGAUGUCGCGACGUACAGCUUGAGCGCGGCGUUAAAGUUUGCGACAAAUAAUAACUUGCUAGGGAUCAUCGUCGCGGGGCGGUUGCUCGAGGCGGUGCCGGACUUGGUUGCGACGAUCCGCUCACGCGGUUUGAUCUUGGUUGCGACGCAGGACGCGGAUCACACUGCUGCGCCUGCGCCGCUUGCAAACAUCAACGGGCAGCGAUUUAAUGACGUGUUGAGCUUCAAUGAGGAUGUUUCGGUGUAG
Molecule: messenger RNA, 3549 nt
Organism: Babjeviella inositovora NRRL Y-12698
Lineage: Eukaryota; Fungi; Ascomycota; Pichiomycetes; Serinales
Gene: PHO81
Product: Pho81p
Exons: 1
Coding region: 1-3549 (1182 amino acids)
Biological process (GO): lipid metabolic process
Molecular function (GO): protein binding; phosphoric diester hydrolase activity
Source: RefSeq, a predicted model, not a curated record